Zymoseptoria tritici IPO323 is the source of this 1155-nucleotide messenger RNA. RefSeq lists its product as uncharacterized. The record is from RefSeq and is a predicted model, not a curated record. Gene Ontology annotation, cellular component: vacuolar membrane; GATOR1 complex. Gene Ontology annotation, molecular function: GTPase activator activity. NCBI's taxonomy places the organism in Eukaryota, Fungi, Ascomycota, Dothideomycetes, Mycosphaerellales, Mycosphaerellaceae. The annotation marks the transcript as partial. Gene Ontology annotation, biological process: positive regulation of autophagy; negative regulation of TORC1 signaling. The transcript has a single exon.
GUACCUCAAAGCAUGCUCGAAGCCAUCUUCUACGCCCGUUUCCACCCCGAACGCGGUCCCUCCGUAAUCCACCAGUAUCCCGCCGGCUCGAUCAUAUCCCCUCCUGGUUCUCCUUGCCGUCCACUCAUCAACUGGGCCGAUAUAUCCUCCUACAUCAUCCCGCCCUACGACCUCUGCAACCAAUCUCUCUCCAUCUGCACCGCCGGCCACCGCGUCCUCGCUUUCCCAAUCUCCCUCGAAGAUGCCGAGUACGACCGAAAUCGCUUCACGUUCAACAUCUGCUUCGUGCUACCCGAAGAGGAAGACGCACAUCCGUGGGAAUCCAUCGUGAGGAAGACGGCGAGAUUUCUUAUGGCGAUCGAGACGGAGGACUGCGUGUUGCAGAUUGAGGAGGAUUUGAAAGGACUCAAAUUGGCGGGCGAGGCAGGCUAUCCUGCCGAUGUGGGGAGUAUCUAUACCUUGCUGGAGAGGAUAUUGGAGGAUCUGAACGCGUAUGGUGAGACGUGUAUACAGGUCAACAGUUCGCAGACGCUGAAUCUGAGAUUGGAGUUCCAGAGGUCGGCGCCGCCGAAAGUGAAUACUUGGGACGUUCCGCUGUUGAUCAGGUCUCUGCCGAGUCGGGAGGAGUGGACGUGGGACCUUACGCUACAGCGGAUACACAUGUAUAUUGACGGUAUACGGCAUGUGCAGAAGAUCGCCGAGCUGGCAGAUGUGGAAGUCAAGCUGGUCAAGCGGGCGGUCAAAGAGCUGGUCUUGCAUGGUAGAGCCAUGGUGCUAGACAUCUUUCAUUUCCAGGCGAUAUACACCUGCACGCGCGACCUGAGCGCUUUCGUUCAAGAUCUGGAUCUACAGGACGAAUGUCGACGAUAUGUCACGAUCCCACAGGAGCCAGAGGUAGUAGAAACCAACGAUCGACAUAGCAUCAGCGACGUGAGCAUUCCCGGCCCAACACGCGAAAGUCUGGUCGAGCUCUACAGCUCCCUCCACCGCGGCAUUCAACUGGCCGACUUCUGCCUCACACACCAAGACGAACUCGCCCACAUUGACAUCCGCCGCUUCAUCACCUUCGGCGUAAUCAAGGGCUUCGUCCAACGUCUCCACAAAUACGCGCUCGCCCUCGAGCCCCUCCCUGGAUCGACUCCUGCCCCAGCCUCG